AUGUUUCGCCGAUUAAACGAACUCGGCGCCAACUUGGAUGCACAAAAUUCGUCCGGUCUCACUGUUUUACAUAUCAAAGUGCGGGAGAAUGACCUCGAUGGUGUGCUAAACCUACUUACUCAAGGUGUUGAUCCUAACUUGGGUGAUAACGACGGGGCGACACCACUUCAUUAUGCAAUUAUGUUCAACGCAUCCAUUCAUAUCAUUCGUGCUUUGCUUAUCUUUGAGUCCGAUCCAUGCUCUUUGGACAACCGAUGGCGUAGUCCGAGACAUUUGCUUUGUGCGGAUCCUAACGGGUAA
Echinostoma caproni is the source of this 300-nucleotide messenger RNA. Lineage: Eukaryota; Metazoa; Platyhelminthes; Trematoda; Plagiorchiida; Echinostomatidae. The record is from the annotation of a GenBank genome assembly.